Messenger RNA from Lichtheimia ornata, 1455 nucleotides. RefSeq lists its product as uncharacterized. Bases 1 to 1455 code for a protein of 484 amino acids. NCBI's taxonomy places the organism in Eukaryota, Fungi, Mucoromycota, Mucoromycetes, Mucorales, Lichtheimiaceae. The record is from RefSeq and is a predicted model, not a curated record. The transcript has 14 exons. Gene Ontology annotation, molecular function: protein binding; protein serine/threonine phosphatase activity. Gene Ontology annotation, cellular component: cytosol; nucleus.
AUGACUUCAGAGGAAAACAAGCUCAAGGCUGACCAGAUCAAGGCUGAAGCCAAUGUUCUUUUUGGACAGAAACGAUUCAACGAUGCGAUCGAAAAGUAUACAGCUGCCAUUGAACUCAACCCAAACGUUGCUGCCUACUACACCAAUCGCGCCUUUUGCCAUGUCAAGCUAGAGAACUACGGCUAUGCCAUUUCGGACGCUGAGGAAGCUCUCAAGAUCGAUCCGACACUCACCAAGGCAAACUAUCGUCGUGCAUCUGCCAACAUGGCUCUUGGCAAGUUCAAGGAAGCAUUGAAGGAUCUCAAAGUGGUAUCCAAGCGUGCACCGGGUGAUAAGGAUGCGAAGAUGAAGUUGGAUGAAUGCGCAAAGAUUGUCAAGCGUAUCGAAUUCGAAAAGGCCAUUGAACAUGAUGAUCGUAAACCAAGCGUGGGUGACACUUUGGAACCAUCAAGCAUCGCGGUGGAAUCAUCUUAUGAUGGCCCAAGGAUUGAUGAAGAAAGCAAUCAAAUCGACAAGAAGUUUGUGGAUACAAUGAUUGAGCGAUUCAAGAACCAAAAGACCGUUCACAGAAAAUAUGCAUUCAUGAUCAUUCUUGCUGUGCGAAAGAUGAUGUUGGAGGCUCCUUCAUUGAUCGAUGUUCAAGUUCCACCCAAUGGCAAAUUAACAGUGUGUGGUGAUGUUCAUGGUCAAUUUUACGAUUUCAUCAACAUUUUCGAGACUAAUGGUUAUCCUGCUGAAGAUCAUGCCUACUUGUUCAAUGGUGAUUUUGUGGAUCGUGGCAGUUUCUCAGUCGAAGUUAUCUUGACACUCUUUGCUUACAAAUGGCUCUAUCCCAAUCGAUUGUUCUUGGCACGUGGCAAUCACGAGACCGACAACAUGAACAAGGUGUAUGGUUUUGAAGGCGAAGUUCGUGCCAAAUUCAAUGAAACCAUGUUCAAGUUGUUCUCUGAAACGUUCAAUGCUCUUCCUUUGGCCCAUGUCAUUGAGAACAAGAUCCUUGUUGUACACGGUGGUCUCUUCUCUAAGGAUGAUGUGACUUUGGAUGAUAUUCGCAAGAUUGAUCGAUUGUCACUUGGCCAACCUGGUACAGAUGGUUUGAUGUGCGAGUUGUUAUGGUCUGAUCCCCAACCAGAACCUGGUCGUGGUGCAAGCAAGCGUGGUGUGGGUAUCCAAUUUGGCCCUGAUGUCACCAAGAACUUUUUGGAACGCAACAACCUUGACAUGCUGAUACGAAGCCAUGAAGUGAAGGAGAAUGGUUACGUGAUUGAACAUGAUGGCAAAUGUGUCACUGUCUUUUCAGCACCCAACUAUUGUGACACUGUGGGCAACAAGGGAGCAUUCAUCAACAUUACACCGGAUCUCAAGUUAGAUUAUGUUACAUUUGAGGCUGUGCCCCAUCCUCAAGUGCGUCCAAUGCAAUACGCCAGCCAAUUCAGCGGCUUGUUUGGCAUGUAA